AUGAAGCGUAGCCAAAAUAUUUUAAAUUUGGCAUUAUCAUUAAGUGGAAUUUCAACAGAUCAAGAAGAAACUUCGACUUCGUCCAAGGCAGAUGAUCAUGCUACCCAGAAAAUUACUCUACCACAAGAUAAUAGGUAUUUUCUCGAACAUGGUGAAGACUUACUUUCAUUCAAAAAUAAUAUACGGGAAAAUGCGCUGGUAAAUUACUAUCCAGAUUCCUACUCCUCAUCUAGUAAAAAAGAACCAUUUUCUCCUGACGUUUCGGAAUAUUUCCCUUACGACCAAGAUGAUUCUACAAAUAGUUCUCAACAUUCUUCACAACAUAAUAUUCCUUUACAAGAGAUACCAACAGCUACAAACAUACCUGAAAAUAUUACCACUCCUGAAGGGACAGCAAGAAAAGUGAAAAGGACUGUUCCGAAGAAAGCUACUCCGGGUAGAAAACGAAAUCAUAAUCGAGAAAACUGGAAACGCAACGUAAGUAAGCGAAAGAAAAAUUCGGGCGAGGAAUAUUUAAACAGAAGAGGAAUCUUAGUUCCAAAGAAAGCUAUGAAGAGUGGCUGUAAUAAUACGUGUACUAAAAAGUGCAAAGAAAGAUUAAUGGAAACGACAAGACAUGCCAUAUUUAAAGAUUUUUGGGGUUUGGGCGACCACUCAAGACAAGCUGAUUUUGUUUCUAGAUUUGUAGAUAGAGUUCCACGAAAACAAAUAACAGCAUCAGUUAUUGGACAGUCACGGCGCCACUGGUCUUUUCAAUAUUAUUUAUAUGAAAACGGCGACAGAAAAAGGGUCUGCAAAAAAAUGUUUCUUGAUACUCUGUGUAUAAGUGAUAUGUGGCUACAAACUAUUUACAAGAAAAUGGACAAAGAAGGCACUGGGCUAAUAGCAGGAGAUUUGAGGGGGCGACAUAAUAAUCGGAAAAAUGUGAUACCAAAUGAAGUCAAAGAAUCUGUUAGAAAUCACAUUUCAUUAAUACCUAUAGUGGAUUCACAUUAUGUAAGAAAAAGGACAUCCAAACUGUACUUUGAAGAAACUUUAACAUACCCUGCAUUGUACAGGCUUUACGUUGAUUGGAUGAAAGAAAAUCGUCCGUUAGAACAAGUGGCAAAUUCUAGGCAAUAUAAGGACAUUUUUUAUAACGAAUAUAAUAUUGAAUUCUAUAAGCCCAAGAAAGAUCUUUGUAUUCUUUGCGACAGAUAUAAGAGAGGAUCUGAAAAAGAAAAAGAUGACAUGAAGCUAGAGUACACCUUGCAUAUUGCGAACAAAACAGUGGUAAGAGAGGUGAAAGAGACUUAUAAGUUUCAGUCAAAACAAUCUGACAUUAUAGUAACAGCUGCUUACGACUUACAGAAAGUAUUGACUACACCUCAAUCAGAAGUUGCGCUGUUUUACUACAAAAGGAAGUUUGCUGUAUACAAUUUUACUAUAUAUGAUAUAGGAAAGGCCAAAGGAUAUUCCCUCCUAAAGAAAAAACUAAACUGGGACUGGAAUAGUACUGGAAAAAAGAUGUCUUGGACUAAAAUACAACAUAUUAAAAUAGAAAACGAAAACCCUGACAUAAUAUACUUUCAAUAUGAAUAUCUCAGUGAUCAGUACUUAUCUAUCAACCUUGCUGUGAAACCUACUACACGCAUUACACGAACAAAAAGAGCACAAGAGUCAAUUCAGUGUGAACAAUCAAACGACGAAGAAAGUAUUCCUUUAUUGUAUAACAAAGUGCUCCCAAUAUCAACAGCAAAGUAUAAGGACCUUGUAAGUUUGUGUAAAUGUAAGGCGAUACCAGAUAUUUAUCACAAUUUCUAUUUUAAUCUUCCACAUUCCACUCAAGUAGCUGAAGACAACGGUAGUGAUGAUGAAAAUUAA
Messenger RNA from Parnassius mnemosyne (clouded apollo), 1863 nucleotides. The record is from the annotation of a GenBank genome assembly. Lineage: Eukaryota; Metazoa; Arthropoda; Insecta; Lepidoptera; Papilionidae.